This is a messenger RNA of Caenorhabditis briggsae, 1530 nucleotides long. Gene Ontology annotation, molecular function: protein serine/threonine kinase activity; ATP binding. The record is from RefSeq and is a predicted model, not a curated record. The transcript is spliced from 6 exons. Gene Ontology annotation, cellular component: cytoplasm; nucleus. Gene Ontology annotation, biological process: peptidyl-serine phosphorylation; signal transduction. NCBI's taxonomy places the organism in Eukaryota, Metazoa, Nematoda, Chromadorea, Rhabditida, Rhabditidae. Bases 1 to 1530 code for a protein of 509 amino acids.
AUGUUGGGACAGAUAAAAGCAAACGUAAAUAAGAAAGUGAAUAAAGUGGUUGCAAGUAAAUCAACGACAGCUCCACCAGCACCACCACCAAAUACACCGAUAAGGCAUCGGAGAAGAAAAGGAAAAAAUGGAAAAAAGGAAAAAGGGGCGGAGCGAAGUCCGGAGAAACCUGGAAUUGGGAUGAAAAAAGAAGAUAGUUCGAGUGUCAGUGAAGAUGAAGCAAGUUCCAAGAAAAUGAAGAAGAAAAGUGUUAUUGGAUGGAUUGGAGGAAGUGUUGAUAAAGUUGUUAAUCUGUUUGAUAGGGAUAAACAUCCUCCUGGACAAAUAGUUGAUAACAAGCCCGAUCCGAAAUACAGUGCUCAAAAGAUUCUACAAUCGGAGAGACCUGAUUUAUUCGUUGGAAAUAAUACAGCUGAUUUGUCUCAUGACGAGGUUCAAUUACUCGAUGAACACUUGUUAAGAAAGGGAGAAUUGAGAACUGAUAGCUCUUUUAAAUUGGGUAAAGUUGUGGAUAUCGAUAGCAAGAUUAAAGUCGGAAGUGGAGAUGAAAUGGAUGUGAUGUGCUUAUAUGCUUAUGGAAGGUUUGGUGCAGUUUAUAUGGUUCUGAAAGAGACAGAUAGUGAACAAGAACGACGUGGAAUCUCCAACUGUUUUGCACUCAAAACAUCCCGUCGAAUGUAUGCAUCUUCUCGAAUCAACCACGAAAUUCGAAUCGUCAACUCAAUUUAUUCGAAUGCAAAAAAAUACGGAAAUCCAACUCAUAUCACUCCUAUCUUUUUUCAUGGACAAUCAGGCGGAACUCCCUAUUUAAUGAUGCCAAUGCUCGAUUCUUCUCUUGAAAAAAUUCGUCAAGAAAUCGGAUACAAACUUCCAUGGUCUGAUGCAUUUUUUAUUGGACAAGAAGCGCUGGUUGGAAUUAAAGAAUGCCAUAUGCAUUCGAUUGUUCAUCGAGAUAUCAAACCAAUGAAUCUUCUACUCGGUGUACAAAAUAACAAAAUUUGGUGGUUGUGUGAUUUUGGAGAUGCAUGUCACAUUGGAACCAAUCAGUGUUUGAGUCCUCCUGAUUCUCUUACUCUUCCAUUUUUAUCUCGUGAUGCUCAUCGUGGAAUUGGUCAAAAGAUACCUGCUAGUAUUCGAAUGGAUUUCGAGAGCUGGUUUUACAUGCUUUUAGAUCUAUUUAUUGCCCUUCCCUGGAAACUAUACAUCGAAGAGGCGGAUACACUGGCAGCUAAAAACGCAUUCUGGGCUUCAAUUGAUUCAUUUUUUGCGAAAAACGAAGAGAAAAUUCCUGAUCAGUUGAUUGGUAUAGCCAAACUUGUUGCUGGAAAUUUGAAUGAAUCCUCUCAUUCAACAAUUUCGGCUUUUCUGAAAGAAGGAUUCCACAAAUCUCUAGAAGAUUCUCCAUGGAAACCAAGUUGGACCACAAAAAGAAAACCACGACAGUUGAUUCCGAAUAAGAAGAUUAAGAAAAAGGAUGGAGCAUCGAAGAAGUCAAAGAGAGGAAAGAAGGCGAAAAAAGGAUUGUUUUGA